Molecule: messenger RNA, 2244 nt
Organism: Porites evermanni
Lineage: Eukaryota; Metazoa; Cnidaria; Anthozoa; Scleractinia; Poritidae
Source: the annotation of a GenBank genome assembly
AUGGAUCUCAAAACUCUAUUUCACAAUCUUCGCGAAGAAGUGUCUUGUUCGGUGUGUUCGGACUUGUUCACAGAUCCUAAACAACUCUCGUGUCUGCACAGUUUUUGCUUGAAAUGUGUAAAUCAGUGGUACCAGACGUGCGGCGGCGGAGAUGACAUUAAAUGCCCGAAAUGCCAAACUCUAAGCAGAACACCAGCAAGCGGUGAUCUUAAAGAUCUUCCCACAAGCUUUUAUUUGAAUGGCUUUAUCGAUGUUCUUGCCAUCAAAGAAUGCAAGAACACUCAACUAACAUGCGGAAACUGUGACAAGAAGAGCUCGGAAGCAUCGUAUUGUUUCCAGUGUUGCAUGUUUUAUUGCGAAGAAUGCUUAACGUUUCAUAGUAAAAUGCGAGACAAAACGGGACAUCGUGCUUUGGCGGUAAAAGAAUUCCAAGAUAAGGACUUCGAGGAUGUAUUGAAGCGACCAGUGUUUUGUUCAAGACAAGGACAUCAGACAGAACAGCUCAAAUACUACUGUAAACAAUGCGAAACGACCCUUUGCCAAACGUGUGUCAUUUUGGAUCACGGAGGUCAUGUUUUGAAAUUGAUCGAUGAAGAAGCCGAAACCAAAAGACUCGAGAUGAAAGCUGUAAUAGAAACGCAGAGACAAAAUUUAAAAGCAAAAAUGAACAUAGUAAGUCAACUCGAUGAAGACUGUGCUAAAGUUUUUCAUCAAAGCGAAGUAUUAAAAAGAGAUGUUCAAAGGUUUGCUGAAAACUUGAUCAAAACAAUUCAAGCAAAAAUGCAAAAUAUAAUCACUACAGUGGAAGGCCGAACUAAGGAGUCCAUUGAAACUCUGACAGCAAAAAGGAACGAGAUUAGGCAACAAAUUAAUGUUAUUGAAUCAUCACUGAAAGAAGCUGAUAAACUCUUUCAGAGAAGUACCAACGCUGAAGUCGUUCAGCUUAAAAAAACCCUGCAAACAAUUUUUGAGAGGGUGUAUCAGAAUGAAGUUGUUGCUCAUGACCCUGGAACUCAAGAAGCUUUAGCGUUCAUUAAAAAUCAGAAAUUGCUUGAUGUUGUGAACGGAGAAGAAAUCGGAUCCUUGAAGGACCUUAACAGAACAAAAGCAAGUGAAUCUGUGGCUGAAGGCGAAGGACUGAAGGAAGGAACUGUAGCGCGUAAAGCUCAAUUCAAUUUGAUCACAAGAAACGCAGAGAGAAAGCGGUGGUAUGAUGAACAGGACCGUGUAACGAUAGAGAUCAAGGACGAGCAAGGACAAGAAGGCGUGACAGAAGUGAAAGUAGAGGACAUGAAAGAUGGUACCUACAAUGUUAGUUUUUAUCCCAGAGUGCAAGGUACCUUCAAAUUGUAUGUUAAAGUAAACGAGGAACAUAUUCGUGGCAGUCCCUUUCCAAUAAGCGUAAAACCAUUUCAUGUAAAACCUGUUUUAUGUUUUGGAAAGGAAGGCAACGGUGAUGGAAUGUUUGAUUUUCCUCGAGGUGUGGCAGUGACUGACAAAGACGAAAUAUUAGUAGCUGACGACUGCAACAAUCGGGUUCAAGUGUUUGACAGUAAUGGUACUUUCUUAAGAUCCUUUGGUCACAAAGGUGAAAAUGCUGGAGAGUUCAGGCGACCUGAUGGAAUAGCUGUUGAUAAGGAUGGAAACAUUUUCGUAGCAGACAGCCAUAACCAUAGAAUACAGAUCUUUAGUUGGGAGGGGAGGCACCUGGGUUCGUUUGGCGGCAAAGGAAGCCUUGAUAGUCAGCUCCUUAACCCUUGGGGUCUAUCAUUAGAUAGUAAUGGUAAUGUUAUUGUUGUUGAUACAGGUAACAAACUGAUUAAGAUCUUUACCCCGAAGGGUAGGUUUGUAAUGAAGAUAGGUGGACAGGGUUCUUUUAGUUAUCCUGUUCACUGUGUUCAGUGUGGUGAAUUUUUCAUGGUGUCAGACCUUGAUGAACACUGUAUCAAAGUAUUUAACAGGGAGGGGCAUUUUCAGUACAAAUUUGGUAAGGAGGGGGAGGGGGACGGGGAAUUUAAUAAGCCUAAUUAUUUGUUGGUGAAUGAGUCACGGCAUCUGUUUGUCUGUGAUCGUUUUAAUAAUCGAGUUCAAGUCUUUGAACUUAACGGAAAAUUCAUCGGGAAGUUUGGAACAAAAGGCAGCAAGUUAGGAGAACUCAAUAAACCCUUGGCAGUGGCAAUGCUUAGUAAUGACCGAAUUGUUGUGUCUGAUGAAUUUAAUCAUCGAAUUCAAACAUUUGAAUGA